AGCAGGUUUUGGGUUUGGGUUAGAUUCCUGGCUCACCGGUGGGCGGGGGACAGCGGGCGGUCGCCGCGUUCCUGCAGCCCUUUCGACAGCUGAGCGGCGGUAGGCCAGCAGCAACUGCCAUCAGCUUCCCUGACUUGUGGGCCAGGCUGCCUGCUGCGCGGCCGGCCGGGCGCCACCGAAGCAACGGCUGUGCCUAAGCGGUGCAGCCAACUCCCUCCCACAAAUGUACCACACGGCCCGUAUUCUGUGUUACUCUUGACGCUCCUGCCUCUCUGAUUGAAUCCCGAGUGAUUUCCCGCCACAGAGCACGUGCAGCGUUCACUGCUAGUUCUCUCUUUUCCUCCCUAACACCCAGGUUUGGUUCCAGGAUUUCACACUCCUCCACGCAGCUAGGAGAUUCAGGGAAAGCUGGAUGAGCGCAGCUUCAGAGGUGACUUGGUGAACCUAAGCCAGUGUUGCUAAGGGUAAUGGACCCAGUCCUAGCCUGCGGGACGGGGGAGAAGUCACUGAAGGACUUCUAGAGAAUAAGCCAUUUGGAUAAAAGAGAGAAAUAUGGGAGGAAAUGGCUUUGUAUUGUUCUACUAGAUGUUGCCCCAAAGUGUUGCUUCCACAAGGCACAUGCUAUGGGAAGAUGGAAGGAAGGACGUUGGCCCUUGAAAGCUCAUUGAGCUGCUCAAGAAACCAAACCUGAAAUAGCCAGCUUAUCCCCAGUUGUCUGGGGCUUUCCCAGGUUCAGCGCUGGAGGUCCCGUGUCCCAAGAAGCCCUUCAGUCCUGAGUAUGCGCCAUGGGGAUCACUCUCCCCCUGCCUCAAGACUUCAAUCAGCCAGGUAAUGCCAAAUCCAACAUCAGGAUCUGUGCAUUAAGGAUUAUCCACUUUUGAAGGAAUCAAAAUAACUGCUCUCUGAGUUAAGAUUGCUACCGGAGAUGCCUGCAUUGGAAAGACAGAGCUCACAUCACCGAAGAACCUUCUGGGGUCCCUUUCUCUUAUUCCUAACAUGGGGUCCAGAACUUUCCAGACUUGUGAGACUAACAGCCCUGAUUGGUUUGAGGGAGUGGUGGUGUGGUUAUGCCUCACAAUUAUCUAUCUGAGACUUCACCCCAUGUCACAUUUUAGUAUCUGUUUGACCAAUAAGACUGCAGCACACACACCGGCCUCAUUCCUUGCUUGGGCCUUACCUUUGAUGUCACAAUCUGACUUAUAGAUAUUAAUCUGGCCACAGCUGCUCACAAACCAGACGGCAAGGUCAAGAGGAGCAGCACAGUAAGAUGUGGAAGAGAAUUGACCAUCAACCCAAAAUCAAAGCAGGGGAUGGACCUCAGGCAGCCCAGCUCAAAGAACUGGGUGCAGCUCAGGAACCUGCCAUGUUACACGCUCUAGAGCUGUCAGAAUUCCAGAGCUUUCCUGUGUUUGAAGACAUUAGCCAUCACAUCAAAGAAGAGGGGGCCCAACUGGUAAAGAAAGUCAAUGCCAUCUUUCAGCUGGACAUCACCAAAGAUGGGAAGACCAUUCUGCAGUGGACCAUCGAUCUGAAGAAUGGUUCUGGGGACAUGUAUCUAGGACCUGCCAGGCUCCCAGCAGACACUAUCUUCACAAUCCCAGAACCCAUCUUUAUGGAGUUGGUUUUGGGCAAAAUGAACCCUCAGAAGGCUUUCCUUGCUGGCAAGUUCAAAGUGAGUGGCAAAGUUCUGCUUGGUCAGAAGCUGGAGAGGGUUUUCAAAGACUGGGCUAAAUUUUAAGCAUGUAAAAUAACAAGGAAAUGAUCAGAACUUCUCUCCGAUUAUGUUGAGCGGAAAUCAUGCUUGAACUGAAGAUUAAAGCAAAAAUAUCCAUUAUUUUUACUCAAAUGCUUCCUAUUCAAGUUUGAUUAAUUUUCAUGCUGAUGUGUUCAUUUUUAGUGAGGGUUCUAGAGCAGUAAAGAGUGUUGGAGUACAUCACCUAAAA
Molecule: messenger RNA, 1943 nt
Organism: Prionailurus viverrinus (fishing cat)
Lineage: Eukaryota; Metazoa; Chordata; Mammalia; Carnivora; Felidae
Gene: SCP2D1
Product: SCP2 sterol binding domain containing 1
Exons: 2
Coding region: 1268-1738 (156 amino acids)
Cellular component (GO): cytosol
Source: RefSeq, a predicted model, not a curated record